AUGGACCUUCGACUUUGCAAUACCCUCUCGAGCGCUGACUUCCUGGAUCUAGAAGGUCCGACGGGCAUGUCGGCUGAGCCAUGGGAAUCAAGAGAGUGCUUCUUUGCAAAGCUCGGCCUUAACGAGAAGCGUCGUGCUCACAGGCGCAUAUUCCGCCAAAUGCUGCGAGAGGCUGUUGUUGGCCGAACCAUAGUCCUCCACAGCAACUCUGUCGUUGCGCCAAGCCUCGCCGCAGCUGACAUAUCUGAGGAUAUGGUAGUACCUGAUCAAGUCUUGUACGACGCCAUGCGCGGCAUAUACGAUGCGGCAUCCUCUCAAUCGAAAGCUAUCUACGAUCUCGUGACAGAUCAAUAUGGAUAUUGCUGGGUUCUGCGAUGGACACUUCGAUGGGCUCUGAACACGCGCUGCGAGACUUGCCUGGAUGAACUGAGAAAGACAUCUCCGUCGUCCAGUACGCACAGCACGACUGCCGACUCUGAUCGUGUCGAUUCGGCGUCUCCUGGUGAGCACACAUCGGCUCACAAGCGGAAGAGUCCUUCAAGCGGGUCGGAGCACAGCUUUGGCAGCCCAGUCAAACGGCAGAAGGUGGAGCAGGAAACAGUCCCAUUCUUGUUGACACGGGGAAUGACUGACCCUCUGUCGCAAUCACUUAAGGAGCAGCAGUGGGCGGCGAUGCGCAACGGCACCCGACAGCAUGCUGGCCCAGGAAGCGUCGUCACUCACCAGGUAGCCCAAGGGGUAGGAAAGAGGUCUCAUGAAUCUUCACCAAGAACACCGAUGUCGCUAUCAUCGAUGCUCAACCCUUCAGACAUCUUCCCGGAGUAG
Fulvia fulva is the source of this 825-nucleotide messenger RNA. RefSeq lists its product as uncharacterized. The transcript is spliced from 2 exons. The coding region runs from base 1 to 825 and encodes 274 amino acids. Lineage: Eukaryota; Fungi; Ascomycota; Dothideomycetes; Mycosphaerellales; Mycosphaerellaceae. The record is from RefSeq and is a predicted model, not a curated record.